UUGCGGACGUUGUCUCCAAUUUUUUGGGGGCAACCCCUAUUGCGCACCUGGUUGAAUGUCGUAGUUAAGUUGGUCUCCCUCGUUUGCAUUUGGUGGAGUUUAGACUGAACUACAGUGAAGGAAACGAUCAAUAGUAUAGAAAACCUCAUCAAUCUCUUAUUUCAAAUCCACACAGUCAAAACUUCAUUAUUUAUUUUCACAACGUUAACAUCUUGGAUUCGCGCCGGUGUAUUGGGCACGAGGUACCAUGGACAAUGCUUUUGACAACCUGGAUGCUGUCGGCUUCCUACAAAUUUGGCAACAUUUCGAUGUUGAUGAUAAUGGUUAUAUUGAAGGAAAGGAAUUGGACGACUUUUUUCGACACAUGAUGAAGAAACUUGGGAUGAGUGAUGAAAUAACAGAUGACAAAAUUAGAAGAGUGAAAGAAAGGUUCAUGUCAGCUUAUGACACCACAGCGGAUGGUCGCCUGCAAAUCCAAGAGUUGGCCACCAUGAUGCUACCGGAGGAGGAGAACUUCCUCCUACUGUUCCGCAGAGAAACACCAUUGGACAACAGUGUAGAGUUCAUGAGGAUCUGGAGAAACUAUGAUGCUGACAGCAGUGGAUACAUAUCAGCUAUAGAGCUCAAGGGUUUCCUGCAGGACCUGUUCCUCCAGCACAAGAAGACCAUCUCCCCCAACAAACUGGAGGAGUACACUGACACCUUGAUGAAGAUGUUUAACAAAAACAAUGAUGGCAGGCUGGAUUUGAAUGACCUAGCCAGAAUCCUUGCUCUGAAAGAGAACUUCUUGCUGAAGUUUGACAUGAAUGCUUGCAGUCAAGAAGACCGGAAGAGGGACUUUGAGAAGAUAUUUGCCCACUAUGAUGUUAGUAAGACGGGUGCUUUGGAGGGUCCGGAGGUGGAUGGCUUUGUCAAAGACAUGAUGGAACUGGUCACGCCUACCAUUAGUGGAACGGACCUGGACAAGUUCCGCAAGGUCCUGCUGGGCCACUGUGACAUGAACGGUGAUGGAAAGAUCCAGAAGAAUGAACUGGCCCUGUGCCUCGGCCUGAAAUACUCCAGUUAAUAGUACUAAUUACCCUAGUUAGCACCACAGGCUAACCACUAACUCAUUGAUAGCAUGCCGCAAUGCAAUAGCUCAUAGCUUUUAGACAACCAAAGAGCAUUGCAUGAUGGUUGGUUGGUUGAAAGGAAGUUGUUGCAUAGAGUAGACCCAUUGGGGCUUUUGGGGAAUUUGUUUUGUGAUCCUUCAUUUUGUUUGACUGUAUCUGUUGAUGACAAUUCUGAGUACCUUUGAGAACGUUGUGUGUGUGAACUAUUUUGUAUGUGUAACGGAUGUGAAAUGGCUAACUAGCUAGCCAUUUCACAACUAGCUAGCCAUUUCACAUCCGUUACAUAUGCACGUUGCAUACGCCUGCCUAUAACUUGCAAAAAUAUAGUGGUGAAAUAAGUAUUUUGGGAUUUAAGUUGUUUUGGGAUAUUUGUGGGUUGUAUUGAUUUAAUUACCAUGAUGGCUGCAUUUACUUGUCAGAACUGUGUUGUUUUUUUAUGUGCAAAAAAUAUGGUGAAAAUAAUUGCCAUUUAAUGGUUUGACAUUUCACCUCCUACUUUAAAUGUUAUUUGUAGAGAAUGUACUAUCAAAGUAAAUAUGUAAUACAAUGUAACAUGUAAUGCAAUACAGUAUGACAACAA
Salvelinus fontinalis (brook trout) is the source of this 1692-nucleotide messenger RNA. Its product is annotated as secretagogin-like. NCBI's taxonomy places the organism in Eukaryota, Metazoa, Chordata, Actinopteri, Salmoniformes, Salmonidae. Bases 248 to 1066 code for a protein of 272 amino acids. Gene Ontology annotation, cellular component: terminal bouton; synapse; dendrite. Gene Ontology annotation, molecular function: calcium ion binding. Gene Ontology annotation, biological process: regulation of presynaptic cytosolic calcium ion concentration; regulation of long-term synaptic potentiation. The record is from RefSeq and is a predicted model, not a curated record. The transcript has 11 exons.